Larimichthys crocea (large yellow croaker) is the source of this 6867-nucleotide messenger RNA. It is a transcript of the gene ttl, whose product is annotated as tubulin tyrosine ligase. Gene Ontology annotation, biological process: protein modification process; microtubule cytoskeleton organization. The transcript is spliced from 8 exons. Bases 559 to 1788 code for a protein of 409 amino acids. Gene Ontology annotation, cellular component: spindle microtubule. The record is from RefSeq and is a predicted model, not a curated record. Gene Ontology annotation, molecular function: tubulin-tyrosine ligase activity. NCBI's taxonomy places the organism in Eukaryota, Metazoa, Chordata, Actinopteri, Sciaenidae.
UGCAGAGGUUCAGAGGAGCGUACGCCGCCGGUGGGAAAAUAAGCUGCGUUUGUGAUAUUGUGUAGCCAACUAGGCAGUUAGUUAACAUUUGUCUGUAUUUAAUAUUAAAGUCUUUGUGUUUGAGGGCGGGAGACCGGAAAAGUUUCCCGGAUAGCUGCUCAUAGUGGUCGCAGUGCGUUAGCUGUAGCUAAACCGGAGACGGGAUGUAAAUGAAUCCAGACGGGACCAGCCCCAGGAGCCGGCAGCAGCAGUCAGUCACACCCUUGUCUGGGGGUUACUGAGGAAACCCUGCAUGCUGAGCAACAUUAACGCGCUAUCCUUCACGUGUUGUUAUGCUUCAUAUAAACACAUGUUAGCUUCAAACUUCUGAAAAAUAGAGUGAGUUAAAAAGGGAAGAGCGGAGAGAGGAUAUGACUGACUCAUGGCACGGACAGAGGAGAUAACCCUGAACGGUCUGUCUGCUGCAGUGCCAACCAGAUAGCCUCGUAACUAGCCAGACAGCUAAGUUAUUUACACACCCAGUCGUUUCUAUUAUACACCCCCCCUCGUAGUAGCGUUAUGACUUCCCCGAUGUACACCUUUGUCACCCGCGACGACAACAGCUCUGUUUAUGCAGAAGUUUCCAAAAUCCUCGUCUCCACUGGACAAUGGAAGAGGCUGAAAAGAGACAAUCCCAGAUUCAACUUAAUGCUUGGUGAACGGAACAGACUGCCCUUUGGACGUCUAGGUCACGAGCCAGGACUGAUGCAGUUGGUGAAUUACUACAGAGGAGCAGACAAGCUCUGCAGGAAGGCGUCUUUGGUCAAGCUAAUAAAGACCAGCCCGGAGCUGUCCGACUCCUCUAACUGGUUCCCGGAAUCUUACAUCAUAUAUCCGACUAACCUCAACACCCCGGUUGCUCCAGCUACAAAUGGCAUUAGCCAUCUGAAGAAUAAUCCCAAGACAGAUGAGCGGGAAGUUUUCUUGGCCUCCUAUAACUCUAAAAAAGAAAGUGGAGAGGGCACAGUGUGGAUAGCCAAGUCAUCUGCUGGAGCUAAAGGUGCUGGUAUCUUGAUAUCCCAUGACGCUAAUCAGCUGCUGGAGUACAUUGAUAAUCAGGGACAGGUUCAUGUUAUACAGAAGUAUCUUGAGAAACCUCUGCUUCUGGAGCCGGGACAUCGGAAGUUUGACAUCAGGAGCUGGGUGUUAGUGGACCAUCAGUACAACAUCUAUUUAUACCGGGAGGGUGUGCUGCGGACCUCCUCAGAGCCCUACAACAGCUCUGACCUACAGGACAUGACGAGCCACCUGACCAAUCACUGCAUCCAGAAGGAGCACUCCCAGAACUACGGACGAUACGAGGAGGGGAACGAGAUGUUCUUUGAUGAGUUCAGACUGUACCUGCUGAAGACUCACAAUGUCACCCUGGAGACCACCAUAUUACCUCAGAUCAAGCAGAUCAUAAAGAGCUGUCUGACGUGUAUUGAGCCAACAAUCAGCACCAAGCACCUGUCCUACCAGAGCUUCCAGCUCUUUGGAUUUGACUUCAUGGUGGACGAGAGCUUCAAAGUUUGGCUCAUCGAGAUCAACGGAGCUCCAGCCUGCGCACAGAAACUGUAUCCAGAGCUGUGUCAAGGUAUCGUGGAUGUGGCCGUUUCCAGUGUCUUCGCCCUGAACAGCAGCGGUGACUCUUCAUCUGCUUCCUCUUCUCCUUAUUCCUCCUCCCCCUCUUCCACAUUCAGCACCAACUCCUGCUCCUCUCCCAAACUGCGAGGGCCUCUUAACGUGGGUCCUUUCACUCGACUGUAAGCACACAAAUAUUCCCCUCAUCUCCUCCGUACUAGAAGCUUCUUCAUGCUCUGUCCUCACUCCCAAACUCUACCUGAAGAGUAGCACAUGCCAGCGAGCCAAACCUCGAAUUGUACCUUGUUUGUCGUACCUGUGGGGAGUCUUACCACAGAAAUAAUGUCUGCUCUUCUGAUUAUGCAUAUUAUGAAUGUGAGGACGGUUCUGAAUGGAUCAACAAACUUUCUGGGAGUUUGUGAAUGAGGACAGACGCUCUUCCAUUUCAGUUCCACCACCGGUUUCUCCCCAAGCAGAUUAAUGGAGUACUGAAGGAUGCAGAGACGCUCCAACUGAGACUGUAGUGCCUUACAUUUCCAGCCACGCUCCCUUAAAAAGACUGCCAGUUAGCUUGCUCUGUUACUGUGACAUGUAUUUGUUCUAUAAGCCUUUGCACUGUUGCUCUAUCAAGUCAAUGCGGUCACGAUCAGUCCACAAGAAUUAGCGUAAAACAGAUUCCGCGAUAUUUCAGAUGACAUCAGACAUGUUUCUCAUUUUUAAUCUUUUUUAAAAAUUAUUAGUUAUUGUUUCAGUUUCAGUGAGGAAUGUGAUCAAGAAUAGAGCUAAAUAUGUUUAAACAUAAAAAGACUAACACUAAAGAAAUGUGUCGGAUGAGCUAAACUCUUAACUUGACCGUGUGGCCACAGAAUAUUCACAUUCAGGGUGGCCUAAAUAAACAGGGACACUGUCCUUGAUAUAACCCAGGUUAUGUUCUGCUGGAGUCUCCCUGACCUUUGACCUCUUUAUGACAGAGGAGAGAGAAGGAGAGGAAAAGUAUUAGCUGUUUUCAACAAAUUCUUAACAAAAUAGUCCAACUGAAGAUGUUUUAUUUGUCAUUUGAAGAAAGCAUGUUUGUGUGAAAGCAUGUAGUAGUAUGCAUCCUCAUACAAGCCCCCCAAACAGCACCUUUUGCCCCAGUUUGUACAGAGCUGCCCCAGUGUCAGUGUUUUAUUUCUGACGGAUGAAAAGCUAGACUGUCAUUGUAAAGUGUUGUCAAUAAGUGUGUGUGUGUGUGUGUAUGUGUGUGGAUUAUGUUUUUGAACUGUUGACAUGGAAGUAGAGUAGACUGUACAAAGUGUGUUAUUGAUUAUUAAAAGCAUUUAAAGACCCCAUGAAACUGAACAUAUUUGCUUGUACGAUAAAAGAGCCGAUGGAGACCAAAAACACACAAGCUUACUUCAUACUUUGUCUCGUGUUGCUACCAAAGAAAAGUCAGCGGACAGCCAGUGGCUGUAAGGAGGUCACAGUGUACACACGCAGGUGUUCAUCUCGUCACUGCCUCUCCUUCAGUUACUGUCUGACAUGCUCUCUACACUCUUGUUUUUAUCAUAGCAGCAUUUCAUUAACAACUUUUUUUUUGUUUUUGUUUUUGUUUCAUGGGGUCCUUUUAUAUAUAUAUUUCAGUUCUUUUACUUUGACUAAAAUCUCCUUGUGAGUAGACGAGACAUUAGAGGUUUAACUUGUGUCAAAUGUGUGUUAUGUUACUGUUUGUUAGAAAGGAGUGUUUAGUUUUUCUUUAGAGGUGAGACUCAAAAUUUGCUCAAAAUUUAUGACAGCUGCACGCUGGGUAGUUUAUUCAACUGCUGUGUGUACAGGGGCUCGUUUAAACACACCAUAAGUCACUAUAAUGUUAUAAACCCUGCUGUUUCUGUUUUUAGUUCAAAUGUGUAAGGCUUUGCUUCCCAUGUGAGUUAAGGGACACCAUCAGCAUUUAUUUAUGUUUUUAAUCACUGUGUAUUUGUGUUUACAAGAUGACUGAAGGAUAAAUGAAGGAUAUGUACGUGGUGGAAGGACAGAAAGAUGGAGGAGUUCAAGCAGGUGAUGGCGAUGAAUUCAACCUUGUUCGUUUUUAAAGAAACAGGGCACUAGUCACAAGUCACUAAGAAGAUAUGACGUAUCUAUUUCUGUGAUGUAUUACAGAGACCUGCUGCAGCUGAAAUGGUGUUUGAAAGUUUGGCAGAUAUUAGCAGAAAAAUGGUUACUCAUUUCAUGAUUGUGUUGGCAAAUGAGUUAAAAAUGUCUGCAUCAAAAACGAACUAUCAGUAUUUCCUUUUAUUCAAUUUGUAGGGAAAUGUCUUUCCAUCAAAGGGAAGGGUGCCUUAGAGGGAAUUGCAUAUUUAUGACAAGAAGCAAUGGACCUCCAGCAUUUAAACGCACCUUCAUCUGUAUGUUUGUAUUGAAGUGAAUCUUCCUUAUUCAUUAUUAGACCUCUUUUAAAUAUUACGAUGUCAUUUCCUUCUAUUCAGAGUUCUCUGCAUGUCUGACUCAUCAUAUCUCUCCUGGAUUUCCUCAUCUUUACCAAAGAUCCAAUUCAUGCUGUGUUUUCAGUGUCAAAUGAUGUUUUGUAGUUGCUGUAAUCUGGAUAUUAUCAGGCCAACAUGAUCUAAAAACAAGACUCAUAUUCAGAUGGAUGUCUGUGCUGUGUUUUCUUUUCUUUUUUUGUUAGGUAAUGUUUUAUCCAAAAUCUUGCAUGAACAUUUGUCUUUAUCAGAAACAAUAUUACUAGAAUAAAACAACAUUACUAUUGUCAAGCUUCUGUCAAGUGUACAUUUCUGCUUUGCAUGGUUCAAUUGAUUUCCUCCUGCUUCAAGUGUUUUUGCUAUGCUCAGUUAAACACAUCCCAGACACACUGUAAUUUAUAUAUAUAGGCCUCAAGAUCAAGCAGCAAUCCAAGAGAAGUCGAGUGUUUCUGGACCAUGACUGCAGCUUGUGGGUAAGAUAAACUGAGUGGCUACAAAUACAAACAUAUGCUUUAAUGCAUUACUUAAAUCAAUUCAAUAAGCAACUGUUGACAUAUAAUGAGAUCUCUUCCUAUCAUUCCUGAGGUGUGUCAACAGAAGAGGGAUCGAUCUGUACCACAAAAAUCAAUACAACAGCCCUGGAAUAAAUGUUUCAAUUUAUUUUGAGUUUCUUUUGUAUCCGUUUCAAUAGUUAAUAUUCAUAUGUCAUUGCUACAUAUUGUAUGUGUAUCAAUCUCUUAAAGGAAAACACACAAAACAUAAAUAUGAAAAAUAUAAACAAAAGCCUAAAACAGAGUUGUGAAUGAAGCAGAUUACUCACAAAACCACUCAGAAUAUUGAGCCAUCUUUCACACCUCCUCUAUCUGUGCAAGGCAUGGACUAACACGGUGCAAAAUCUUGCAUCGAGCUCACUGGACCAAAGAGAAGCUAUCAGUAAGAUUCCCAGACAUAGAUCUAGCAUGCAACCGCUGUAAAAUGACCCCAUCCUCAUAUUUCCACACGUUUUGGAGCUGCUCCAAACUGACGACCUACUGGACUUCGGUGUUCAUAACACUUUCCGAGGUCCUGGAGGUGUCUAUUGCCCCCUGCCCCAUCAACCGUCCGCUGUUUAAUUAGUUAACAACAAGUUAAUUAGGACAACCACUGACUUUGUUGUGUUUAGAUGAUAACCCACUUAAAUACUAUUCAGUACAUACUGCACUUAUCUAAUGUUUUUAAAAAAAUUUUUUGUUUUUUUUGCUUUUUUUGUUUGUUUAUUUGUUUGUUCUGUUUUCUAUAACACUUUUCCUUUUUAUAUUCAUAUAUGUCUUUUUUUACAACAUACUUAACAUACAUUGUCUUAAAUGUACUCACUUUAUUAUUAUUAAUCUAUCUAAAUAUUUUUUAUUUUUACUUUUCGGGACAGGGAUUUCUCUGAGUGUUCUUGUUUGUCUGUGUUAUACUAUGAGAAAAGCUUAAUAAACAAAGUAAAAAAAGAAAUUAAAAAAAAGAAUACUGAGCCAUCUGUCAAACUCAACUGACCACUUUGGAUCUCUUCAGGUGUGGAUAUAGAUGAGCCUGAAUUUGGAUUGAUUUGGAAUCAUCUAUCCACCUGAAUGUCUUUGGACUGUGGGAGGAAGCUGGGGAGACCCGUAAAGACAUGAGGGGGACGUGUAAAUUCUACACAGAAAGGACCAACCUGGGGUUAAAUCACUAACUGUACUCUGCUGCUGAAAUAAAACAUUCCAGUUGUGAGUCGUCUGACUGAAACAAAUGUUAGUGAAUGAUUGAAGUGUUAUUCCACUCAAAGAAUGACUCCUGUUAGGUAUGUAUCUGCUUUUAUGAAGCUGCAUCUGGGGUAAAUGUAGUGGUAGAGGACUGCUACAACAUUCCAAAGGAGCACUGCACUGCUUCUCCAAGUAUCGGAACCAUGUCUGUCACAGUGAAUAUGAGCCUUCCUGAACACAAACAUACAUGUAUACAAAGUGUAUAUAUAUGAAUAUGAAUCCCACAACAAUUCAAAGGAACUCUGGGAUUGUUAUUUUGGGACUUAGUGGCUGGUUUUAUUAUAGAUUAAUGACAAACGGAGGGAGCCAUACUGAUUUCAGAACAGUUACUGUGAUUCAUUUCUUGCGCCAUGUUCUGUUGUUAAACCAGUGUGUGAAUUAUUUCUGAUCUAACAAACUGUGUACAAAUCUAUGAAUGAAUUAGACUCAGUGAUGUCUGCAGGACUGCUCCAGCUGCUGUAAAGACCUGUUCUUUCAUUUCACAGUUAUAGUAGAUUCAGUGUUUUGGUUUCACUGUUGAUGCUGGAGUUUAAUUUUACUGAAUGACAGCAUUUUAAAAGACAGUGAUAAUAACUUUUAUUGACUGAAAUCAAAUUUUAUCAGUGUGGGAGCUUCAGGAAAAUGAGUUUAUACUGACCAGCCUCCAACACUGCAGCUGUUUUUUUACGUCACCAAAUGCUACCUGGGCGUGAUGACGUCACGUUUUAAAAACUCAAGCCUCCUAUGCACGAGGACAGAUGCUGCCGGGUGCGGUGGCGCGCGCCUGUAAUCCAAGCUACCGGGAGGCUGAGGCUGGCGGAUCGCUUGAGCUCAGGAGCUCUGAGCUGCAGCGGACUAUGUCGAUCGGGUGUCCGCACUAAGUUCGGUAUCGAUAUGGUGCUCCUGGGGGAGCCCGGGACCACCAGGUCGUCUAAGGAGGGGUGCACCGGCCCAGGUCGGAAACGGAGCAGGUCAAAGCCCCCGUGCCGCUCAGUAGUGGGAUCGCGCCUGUGAAUAGACGCUGUAGUGCAGCCUGAGUAACACAGCGGGACCCAGUCUUU